Salvia miltiorrhiza (redroot sage) is the source of this 3659-nucleotide messenger RNA. Its product is annotated as RHOMBOID-like protein 8. Gene Ontology annotation, cellular component: membrane. The transcript is spliced from 6 exons. Bases 129 to 1307 code for a protein of 392 amino acids. NCBI's taxonomy places the organism in Eukaryota, Viridiplantae, Streptophyta, Magnoliopsida, Lamiales, Lamiaceae. Gene Ontology annotation, biological process: proteolysis. The record is from RefSeq and is a predicted model, not a curated record. Gene Ontology annotation, molecular function: serine-type endopeptidase activity.
AUGCAACCAUAUGAAGCAUCUUCGGCGAGCUACAGCUGUAACCGCCACAACUCCACAUUCAUUCAUCUCUCUCUCUCUCUCUCUCAAUAAACCCCUCUUUCUCCCAUAACCCUUCAAUCAAGUUCCGGAUGGCGGAGAGCCCGAUCUCAAAGCUCCAAACCUGCGUGGAGAUCAAGUCGAUUCCACCCUCAUUUGCGCGAAUGUCGACUGAACUCAGCACGGAAGAGUUGCUCAAAGAGUACAAAACCCCAUUCCCCUUUUUCAGGCGGAUUUCCGAGAGGAAGGAGAGCACAUGGAUCAUCUCUCUGUUCGUGAUCCUGCAUUUGAUCGCUUUCGCGGCAACCAUGGCCGUGAAUGACUGUUGGGGAAAUUCUCACGGUCAAUGUGCGCUCGACCAGCUCGGGAGGUUCUCGUUCCAGCCGUUGUCGGAGAACCCCCUGCUCGGCCCCUCGUCUUCUACGCUUGACACGAUGGGGGCUCUUCGACUGAGGUAUCUGGAAAAUGAUCAUCAAUUAUGGCGUCUUUUCACAAGUCCAUGCUUGCAUGCAGGCGUUGUCCACCUUAUCAUCAGUCUCUCUAGCAUGAUUUUUGUUGGAAUUCACUUGGAGCAAGAGUUUGGACCAUUAAGGAUUGGAGCUAUCUACAUACUUUCUGCUCUUACAGGUUGUUUGGUAGCUGCCCUAUUUCUCCAAGAUAGGCCUUCAGUUGCUUCCUCCGGGGCAUUAUUUGGAUUGCUUGGUGCCACACUAUCUGGGCUUAUCCAAAACUGGAAAGUUUACUCUAAAAAGUUUGCAACUCUUAUUGCUUUUGCUACAAUCUUAAUGCUAAACUUCAUCCUUGGCCUGAUGCCACUAAUCAACAAUUUUUCAAACAUUGGAGGAUUUAUCUCGGGCUUCAUUGCUGGUUUUAUACUCCUGUUCAAGCCUCAAGUGAGGAAACUGCACCAGAACAAAAGAGGUAUAUUUGAUUAUGAGGUCAAGUGCUCCUCCGUCAACCUUGAGAGGAAGUUGGACCGGCCAACCUCAAGGAUUGUUUCUCUUGUCGUCCUCAGUCUUCUAGUUGCAGGAAGUGCUGUGGCCCUUCUUCAACACACGAAUUUGAACAAAUACUGUGGCUGGUGCAAGUACAUUGAUUGUGUCCCCUCUAGAUGGUGGAGCUGCAGUGACAAAACAAUGGAAUGCCAGACAAUGAUGAGUUCGGCACAGUUGACUCUGACUUGCUCCAUCAAUGGCAAUUUUAGGGUGCUCCCCUACGCAAAUGUCUCACACGCAAGGAUUGAAGACCUCUGCAACCUCUUGUGCUCAUAGAAGAUCGCUUCUCUAUCUACAGCUACACGCGUGGAUGAACACGAUGCUGCGCGCUUAUGUACAAAGAAAGCUUACCACUUGUCUAAUAGCAUUCUUUGCAGUUGCUACACCGACAAUUUUAGUAGUGUGUACUAAAUUGGUACCUGUUCGCAUUUCUGCUUUGUAGCGCAGAUUCUGCAUUUCCCCUGUUUUCUGCCGCAUGAAUCACUUAUGCUGUUUUGAUUCCGAGCAUGAAUUCUGGAAACUAUGGUGUUUUUGUAUAGUCGAAUCCGAAUGCUUUCCCUCUUUGGGUGCAUGAUUUGUGGUCACAUAUUUUGUGGAUUUCUGUAUAAAUCAUGAAAACAAAAAUGUAAAUGCUUUCUCAUGGGGGUGAUUAUGGAUUGAUUAGUAUGGCAGAAGAGUUCUAUUCAUCUUGUGUGUAGUAUAGGAAAUAUGCUUACUCUGUUGUUUAUGAUUGUCUACCUCAAGAGUUCAAUGGCUUUCCUUGUAUACAAAAUGAAUAGAAUUUGCUAUCAAAUGCUAAAAAGCAUGAAAAUGAUAACUGAAACAAAGGGCAGAAAUAAAAUACUAUCAUCGGUUGAAUACAAUUAAAAAGAAAAUUUAGAAAUACAAAUUUCACAAGUAUAAGUUACAUAGAAAAAUUGUUUACAAAGCAAAUUGCUUUGUGCAUAGCAUAUACACCAAAAAUCAGUGAGCUUGCCAAGGAAUAAAAUAAGCCUAGGGUAUUUCAAACAAUUUUGGCACUAACUCCGGAGACAGGGCAAAGUAGCGUUAAAUAGUCAUUUUGCUAAAGGAAUUUUAGUUUUCCCUUUGCUGCCGAUGCUUUCGACAACUGAAGAUGACACGACGCCUUUUGAGCCCCCGCCAAGUCGGAGCAUGCAUCGGCAGCAGCCCCAAGAGUCACAGCAAAGUAAAGAUAAAUAAUGCACAGAACUACGAGGAGGGCAAGAGCAGUCAGGAGAAACCGAUGUCUCUGAACAAGGGUUGCGCAGUUCCCCAAUUCUGUGUCUCGCAAGUGUUGCUUUCUAGGUGAAGGUGGAGAGAACGCAGUCUGUGUCUGCGACCUCCGAUGAGGUGAAGUUAUUAUGUUGUCGAGAGCCAUGUUUUAGAAUUUGCUUCGCGCACCAAGAAUCAAAAUUCCUGCACGACGUGUUUUAUUCGUGUCAUAAGUAAAGUAUAUCAGCUGCAUAUGACAUUCAAAAUGCAGGAUCAUAUCAAAGACCAAAAAGGACUUCAAAUACAGAUAAAUGAAACUAGAGCAACUGCCAGACUUAACACAAACAAAGAUGGAUAACUAAGCAAUGCUUUUAAUUCAAUGUAAUCAAGAUUAAAGGCCAAAAGCUACAUAGGCAUGUGCAGAAAUAGGCCCUAAAUCCAAUCUGGACAAAAUAUUAAUUAUCACAACUAUCCGAUGAUACGAGUUCACGACCACAUACCCACUAUCGACACUAUCUACAAAUGAAGUAUACAGUUCGAUUUGUAGCUGCAUAUUAUAGGUGAUACUAAAGUAAUAAUGCUUAAAUUCAGAUUAAUGCAGUCCAAGGGAAAGUACAGUAUAGUAAUGAGUUGUAGGCAUAACUUAAAUACAAUAAUUAACACCUAGCAAGACUAUAAGGUGAGAAUGUCAUUAAUCUCACCAAACCUUUCCCUUUUCUUUCAUAAGUUGCAAUACACUACAGCAUAAACAGAUCAAUAAAGCAUCAAGAAAUAACAAAAGAAAACCCUCAAUAUGACUCAAACUUUCAUUCGAUCAAAUAAUCUCCUCAAAUUCCAUAAAAAUCUUCCUUUCCCCCAUUACAUUUGCCAGAUCAAAUCAAGAAAGCUCAGACUGCUAGAUAUUUCAGGAUAAAAAUUCACGCAUAUCCCACCAAUUACACAGCAGCAUUAUCAAUCUCCCAGAAAUUCAACUCGAUCCGAAGCCCUAAUCACAAAAUCCUAUCUUUCCGCUAAAUCAUAAACAAUUAAACGCAAUGAACUCCAAAGUAACGCGCAAUCAAACACACAAUACGAUUAGCGCCAACUUUCCCCAACCCAAAUCAAUAAAAUCGCACACACGAGAAGCAAGAAUAGCGGCAGAUCUAAUAUUAAUCAAGAACAUACCUUGCUGACGAGAGGGGGAAAGGGGCAGAAAAAAGAAGCUCCAACCGAAAGCUACUGACCCGGGUUUUCUACAAACCCAAAUGAUUGAAUUUGUUUCUGUGCGUAUCUAUCAUUCAACCAACUUUUUUUUCUGUGAUUUUGUGAUUCAUUUCUUUGGCGCUUGUGACUCGGCUAGAUAUAAGGAGAGUUGCCGGCGAGAACGCGCUACGCACUUUCCAACUGUGGAGAGAGAGAAACAAAACAACCAGAAAU